This is a messenger RNA of Cyprinus carpio (common carp), 1729 nucleotides long. Its product is annotated as proenkephalin-B-like. The record is from RefSeq and is a predicted model, not a curated record. Gene Ontology annotation, molecular function: opioid receptor binding. Gene Ontology annotation, biological process: sensory perception; neuropeptide signaling pathway; chemical synaptic transmission. Gene Ontology annotation, cellular component: axon terminus; neuronal cell body; plasma membrane. NCBI's taxonomy places the organism in Eukaryota, Metazoa, Chordata, Actinopteri, Cypriniformes, Cyprinidae.
GAAUAAAAGUAUGGAGACUGAGUCCAAGUAAGAGCAAACCGUAGAUGGAUAAAGAGUGACUCUAUCAAAGGACACGAGAACAAAGAAGUUUCAGCCAGCGUCGCCAAGUGAUCGCCUUGACGCUUGGAGAACAAGAAGCUCUGAACCGCUGUAGAUGAUGGAGUGGUAUGUUUUGAUGUUGAUGCUGAGCUUGCCAAGCUUGAGUCAGGCUGAUUGUUCAGCGCAAUGCAUGAGAUGCGCGCAACAGAUCUCCGACCUGGACUCUGCAGUGAACCGCUUGACCUGCACUUUAGCAUGUGACGGCGCCGUUCCAUCUACCAGUACAUUAGACAGAUGUGAGAAAGCUUUACAGGAGCUUUCAGAUGAAUUCGCGGAGCUCAAGCCCGACGCCGACGGAGAACGCAGCGCGUUAAACGCGGAGGAUCUCCAAGAGAAGGCGUCCAGCCUGGUCAAACGAUACGGGGGCUUCAUCAAGAGGAUCGAUAAGAAUAAACAUAAGUUUUUCUCCUCACCCUGGAAGGAGAACGCCAUUCUGAAAGGACUGUUCGCGAAGAAAUACGGAGAGUCGCUCUCGAAACUGGGCGAGCGAGACGUCCCGUCCAUCACGGAAGACGACGAGGGCGAAGACGUGACUGCGGAGAACGAAACGGGAGUUUACGACGACGACGUUCCUUUAAACGAAGCCAAACGCUACGGCGGGUUUCUCCGCAAAUUCGGGCCAAAAAGAAGCAACUUUGUGGAUAACACCAGCCCGCAGGUGUUGCAGAAGAGAUACGGCGGGUUCAUGCGAAGAAUUCGCCCGAAGUUGAGGUGGGACAACCAAAAGCGAUAUGGAGGGUUUUUACGGCGUCAUUUUAAAAUCUCCGUGCGCUCUGACGAAGAGCCCUCAUCGUACGAGGACUAUGCUUUAUAGGUUAUUGUAUCAUAGAUAACCCAACCAGAACUCAUUAAGCCAACGCAUUUCAGUUCCCCCACAAACGUGACUCUGGAGCACAAAACCAGUCAUGAGUAGCACGGGUAUAUUUAUAGCAAUAGCCAAAACCCUACACUGUAUGGGUCAAAGUUAUAGAUUUUUAUUUUACGCAAAAAACCAUUAGGAAAUGAAGUAAAGAUCAUGCUCCAUUAAGAUAUUUAGUGAAUUUCCAAAACUUAAUUUUUGAUUAGUAAUAGCCUAUGCAUUGCUGAGAACUUAAUUUGGACAACUUUAAAAGCGAUUUUCUCAAUAUUUUGAUUUGUUUUUUCUUCCAACCUCAGAUUCGAUAUUCAAAUAGUUGUAUCUCGGUCAAAUAUUGUGCUUUCCUAACACACCAUACAUCAAUGGAAAGUUUAUUUAUUCAGCUUUCAGAUUAUAUAUAAAUCUGAGUUUUGAAAAAAAUUGACCCUUAUGGCUGGUUUUGUGGUUCAGGGUCACAAAUGUCAUGACCUUACACGUGUUGAGGGUGUUUUACUAGCCCAAAUGACUGCUGACCUCUGGAAGCCAUCAAUCACCAGUCAACCUGUCAAUCAUGCGCUCGGGACGUUUCAGUGACUGACCACUUGUUGUUUCCAUUAACUUUACCCCCAUGUAAGCAAUCAGUACAUCCUUCAGAUAAUGCUUGUUUAAGAUGACCAAUAAAGGGCAAGAACCUUACCUGCUAAAAUUGUUCUGUAAAUGUUUUUUGUGAUUAAUUUUUCCAAGCCAUAUUCCUGUUCAUUACGAUUGUUAAAUUAAAAAGGAAAUGCUACUUCA